UAGUCAACCGUUUUGUUGACGGUAUUCUUUCCGUGUUGUGUUAAUAGGAGUUAGCAAAGUGAAUGUGAAUGUGAGUUAUUCUGAAGAUUUACAAAAUAAAACGGCAUACAUAAACUGAAAUCUAAGUUAUUCAUAAGUGUUUUAAAAAUGGCUGCAAAAGAUUUAUUCACUGAACUAAACAAAAACUUACUUCAGCGUGUUAGUGAUGGCGUCCUAGCUUUUCGUUCUAUACACGAUAUUUACUCUAAGAGAUUAAAUGAUAUUAAAAAUAGAAUUGAAAACCAUGAAAAGCAACUGUCUCUUGAACAUGAAAAUUUAAAAAGCAUUACAGAAAAUGUUGAACCUGGACAAUUAAAAAAAGUUGGUAGUUCUUUCUCAGGCAAAAAAUCCAAUCGUCCUUUACGAAAAAUAUUGCAAGAUUCGAAUUUAAAUAAUCAACAACUAAUUAUUGAUUGUAAUAAUGCAAAACCUGUUGUAAAACUAGAAAAACUUUCUGAAGAAUUUGUCGGAUUUAUUUCUAAAAAUGAUCAGCAGCAAAAUAUUGUAAUCAAACAAGAAAAGAAGUCUCUUAAUUCUAUGCCACCACCAACUGAACUACCCAAAAGAACAAGGGCUAAGAAAAAUGCCGUUAAUGAUAAUAGUAAUUCUAAAAUUAGUAAUUCAGUUAAACGUUCACCCAGGUUUACUGAAUGUGAUUCUGAUAUUAUGAUUGAAAAACAUAACAUCUCUGUUGUUACACUGUCAGACACGUCUCUGACAGAGGAAGAGGAUCAAAAACAAUCUAAAGUAAAAGUUAAAAAUCAAAGAACUAAAAAAUGUGCUAAAAAUGAUAUCAUGUCAGAUAAUGAAUAUGUACAAUCUGUUAAAUCUGGGCCACAAUCCAAAAUUAAAAAAGAAGUUGAAUCAGAUCAUUCUGAAACUGAUAGCAAAAGUAAGACUGAUAGUAAUGAGGCAGUAAGAGUGACUCGUACAAAAACUAGGGCUAAGGCAAAGGAACAAAACAAUGUUGAAUCAGAAAAAAGUAAACAAAAAUCUCCUAAAAGUUCAAUUGAAUUUCUUAAACCUGAAGAAAUACGAUCUACGAGGUCUAAAAUGAGGACAAUGAAGCAAAAAAAAUCGGCAGAAUCGAACGAAGCAAGCAAGGAGAGAUCUGAGGAAAAUCUUAAACGUCUAAGAAGUCCCUCAUCCGAAAUCGACACGAAGACUAACGAAAAACAAAAAAAUAAACCAAGAAAACCGAAGAGAGUAAAAUCCGAUGAAAGGAGUAAUACCUCGAAAACAUCAUCGAUAUACCACGAUACUGUUCAAGAAGGAACUGUUGAAAAUAAUAAUAAAGAGAAUACCAGUGAAAUGGACCGGACCUACAACGUUAACAACCAAACAUAUAAUGUUCAAAAGUCAAACAAAGCCGUGAUUUCUGAGAAUGAAAAAAUGAACUUGUGUAAUGGAAAUAGCACGGUUGUACUAAAUAAAGUAAACGAAACUGUUGUUUUGAAUAAAAACGACGCGACAGUAAUUGUGCAAAAAGCAACCGUCUUUCAAAAUCCCGUCAACCCUGAUGAUUUAAUUACUGAUGACGAAUCCAUUGUUGAAGAUACACCCCCUGUACCGAAACAGCAAAUAAAGGCUAAAAAGCCUGUUAAAACAACCAAACAAAUAUUUAGCCCUUUUAGCAACAGUCCAGUCAAGAAAAGGGUUGAAGCUUUUGAAAAGUUAGGAGCGGAAUUAAACGGUUCCGAAAUACCCGUCCGAAUAACAAGAACUAAGAAGAAAGCAAUUGAAAAGGAGGAGGUUGAAAAAAUGAACCAAGCAGUUGAAGAAAAUAAAGCGUCAAAAGAAAAAUCAAAAAUAACAACUCCAUUGGCAUCACAUCGCUUUCUGCCUAAAACAUUUAAUUCUGUAAGCAAGAUACAAAGCAACAUUUUGCAAAAGAACGCCUUUAACGAGUCAUUAAUUUCAACAAAGUCUGCAAGUGCACUUAAAACUUCUCAAAACGAAUACAAAGAACGUGAACUAAAAAGGCGUGAAAAAGAGGAGGAAGCAUUGCGUAAACGUGAAGCUAUCCUUCAAGCUCAAAUCGAGGAAAAGAGGCGCAAACGAGAAGAAAAGCAAUUGAAAGCGCAACAGCAACGCGAGGCCCUCGAAAAAGACAAACAAAAAAUGCUCGAAGAAACAGAACGUCUAAAAGAAGAAAAACAUAAACAACUUUUGGCCGAGAAAGAAGAAAAGCAACAGAGAUUAAGAGAAGAAGCCAACAGAAAACGCAUGUUGGCUUUGCAAAAGGCCAAAGAGAAAAAAAAAGAAGAAGAGAUGUGGAAAAAAAUGGAAGAGGAAGAACAGAAGCGAAAAUUGGAGGAAGAAAAGAAAAAAAUGGAAUGGAGGCCUAUUAAUGUUAGUAAACAGAAUAAUAACGACGAUCAGCCCAUUUAUCUUGUUCAGGAGGCGCCCUUAUUGCCUACUGAUGAUUGUUACGACUCAGAUGAUUCAAGAAGUAACUAUAAGAAGGUUGUUCCACAUUGGGCAACAAAGGCCGAAAUCUAUAAAAUGUGCCGAGCUAUGUUCUAUGCGGGCGAUCAAAUAAAGAAUUCAUUUUUCCGAUGUAACGCUCAGUCACCUGAUUUACGGAAAAUAUUCUACAAAAUAGACUCCCGUAAGCUAAAGAGAACGUCUAGUGCGGUAUGGCACGAACCUCCACGGUACACACAAUUACAACGGCCUAAUGAGAUCUAAAUAAUGUUUUAUCGUCCAUAUUAAUCAAUUCGUGUUUUUUUACACGUCCCAAAUUUUCCUUGACAUAAAUAAAGCAGGCAAUUGUACCCUGGUUUCUCCUGCAGUCUUUUUAUUUUUAGCAAGUAAAACGUGAAUUUUAUUUUAUUCUUAAAUAUACAGGUAUGCUCUUUUACAAUUGUUGAGUAAAUACACAUCGAAUGUUUGGAAUUUUAGAUACUUAAAUAUUUUAUAUUAUUACAUAUUUAUCUUUCCUUCCUGCUAAACAACAUAAAAUAAAUUACUUAUAAACUAAAGUUUGCAGUUGUACAAACCUCGGUGUAUUUACUGAGAGCAAUUGUUAAGUAUUACUAAAUUAUAAACAUGCUCUAUUUUAAUUGUUAACAUACAUUAUAGCAAUAUUUAUGUGUUUUGUUUCCUUAACUUUUUAUUUCAUGUACGAUGUAUUAAAACGAUACAAUAAAAGCUUUUGUUUGCAUAAAGAAAGUAGCGACAAAUAGCUUCUGUUGAGUUUCUUGGACCCGUAAAAUAAAAUAAAAUUUGAAGUGUGUACCUGAAUGUAAAUUCUUUGCUUGACAUGUAAUAAUUAUUUCAAUUCUAAUAACUGUAAGU
Agrilus planipennis (emerald ash borer) is the source of this 3339-nucleotide messenger RNA. RefSeq names its product histone-lysine N-methyltransferase, H3 lysine-79 specific-like. The record is from RefSeq and is a predicted model, not a curated record. Bases 148 to 2730 code for a protein of 860 amino acids. NCBI's taxonomy places the organism in Eukaryota, Metazoa, Arthropoda, Insecta, Coleoptera, Buprestidae. The transcript has 5 exons.